Molecule: messenger RNA, 1249 nt
Organism: Trichoderma harzianum CBS 226.95
Lineage: Eukaryota; Fungi; Ascomycota; Sordariomycetes; Hypocreales; Hypocreaceae
Exons: 2
Coding region: 94-1158 (354 amino acids)
Source: RefSeq, a predicted model, not a curated record
CCGCUAUGAAAUAAGCCACAAGGAAUAUGGACACUGCACACCAUUGAACACCUGAUAACUCUUUAUAUAUGUACGCUGGCUGCGACGUCAAUUAUGGACUAUUCGUCUACAGCCUACUCAUCUACAGAACCUGGCUUUUUCCGUUUAAUCGAGCUAUCUCCAGGUCAAUGGAAUGAUGAAAUCCACUGCACACUCAACCGGUAUAAUCGACUUCGCGAUGGAUAUCCUCCAUAUAAGGCCCUUUCGUAUGUUUGGGGGCGUGGGAGACGAAACCGCCCAGAGAUAUUGGUCAAUGGUUAUAAAGUCAAAGUGACGGCCAAUCUUGAAACUGCUCUAAAACAUUUGAGAGAACAGGAAAAGAAAGCCACUCUUUGGAUCGAUGCAUUGUGCAUUGACCAAAGCAACAUCGAGGAGCGAUCAUUACAGGUUGCCCAGAUGCGCGAGAUCUAUAGCAUGGCUAGCGAGGUGAUAAUAUUUCUCGGUAACGGUUUGGAUUACAGCCAGCAACAUUCCAAAUCAUGUGGAGAUUUUCGUCCGCUCAAGAGAUUUGAUGUUGGCACCGUGGAUGCUUCUUCCGCCGCAGUCGACAUUUGGAAGACAUCACCGCCGAAGACACCGGUUCAGGCUUAUGAGAUAUUUUCUUUUCUGACUACAGUGGCCCAGUGCCCAAGCCAUUCAGCUCUAUUCAAAUUUCUGGCAGAUUUUCCGCAAACUCAUUUAACACAGCUUUCUGAGGCAUUGCGACGCACAUUACUUGUAUCUUGGUGGGAUCGGAUAUGGGUCGUUCAAGAAGCAGUCGUCUCUGAAAGGCUCACCGUGAGAUACGGCAACGUGGAGAUCUCAUGGGAAUUACUAGUCAAAGUUGCAACUGCGCUACAAUCUUGGGAAUCUUCAUACGCAAACCAUCCUAACUCUAUUCCGAUCAGCGACUUGAAAGUUUUCAAUCUUUUCUCGCGUGUCUCCAACUUAGAUCGCUUUCGCCACAAUUGGAGGAAGUCUCAAGGAGCCGAUCUCCUAUCGCUCAUGCGGUAUUUUGGACACCGCAAGGCUUCUGAUGACCGAGACAGAGUCUAUGCUCUUCUAGGACUGUGCAACCAAACAACUGCUAUUCGGCCUGAUUACCGGCUAGAUGUGAAGGAAGUCUUCAUGCGCCAAUAAUUGAGACAAUAAGAAAUACCAAGUCCCUUUCCGUUCUGUACGGGGAUCAUAGUCGCAAAACGAGACGAGAUAUACCAUCUUGGGUUCCAGA